Penicillium canariense is the source of this 1005-nucleotide messenger RNA. Its product is annotated as SDR family oxidoreductase. The transcript is spliced from 5 exons. Gene Ontology annotation, molecular function: oxidoreductase activity, acting on the CH-OH group of donors, NAD or NADP as acceptor. The record is from RefSeq and is a predicted model, not a curated record. Lineage: Eukaryota; Fungi; Ascomycota; Eurotiomycetes; Eurotiales; Aspergillaceae. The coding region runs from base 1 to 1005 and encodes 334 amino acids.
AUGGUGAAAGUUCUCUUGACUGGCGGUAGCGGCUUUAUCGCCGCCCACAUAGUUGAUAUUCUAAUACAGCAUGGCUUCGAUACUGUGUUCACGGUCCGCUCGGCUGACAAAGGCAAGCGAAUCCUUGACAACCACCCGGAUACGCCCAAGGAGAAGCUCUCCUAUGUGAUUGUUAAAGACGUAGCUCAAGAUGGAGCAUUCGACGAGGCUGUCAAGUCCGACCCUCCAUUCGACUAUGUCCUUCACACCGCAUCCCCUUUCCAUUUCAAUGUUCAGGAUCCUGUGAAAGACUUCCUAGAUCCUGCGAUCAAGGGAACUACCGGCAUACUGAAGGCAAUUAAGGCCCAUGCUCCUACCGUAAAGCGAGUUGUUGUCACUUCAUCAUUUGCUGCCAUUGUGAAUCCCAAACAACACCCGAAGGUCUAUAGUGAGAAGGAAUGGAACCCAGUCACCUGGCAGGAGGCACUCGAUCAUUCUAAUGUCUACCGGGCCAGCAAGACCUUCGCCGAGAAGGCCGCCUGGGAAUUUGUUGAGAAGGAGAAGCCGAACUUCGACAUUGCUACUAUCAACCCUCCACUAGUGUUUGGCCCGAUCGUUCAUUACCUGAACUCCCUCGAGGCCAUCAACACUUCCAACCAGCGAUUCCGGAACCUCAUCCAGGGCCAGAUGAAGGAACAGCUUCCUCCGACGGGGAUAUUCAUCUAUGUUGAUGUUCGCGAUGUGGCGCUUGCACAUGUCAGGGCCAUUGAAGUCCCUGAGGCUGGUGGCCAGAGAUUCUUUGUCACUGCUGGGUACUUUACGAAUAAGGAAAUUGUAGAUAUUGCCCGGAAGACCCAUCCAGAAUUGGAAUCCAAACUUCCUGCCAAAGAUUCGCCGAGUGACUUACCGUCGGACAUUUACAAGAUUGACAACAGCAGGUCAAAGGAUGUUCUGGGAAUCAAGUAUAGGCCCUUCGAGGAGACUGUCUCUGACACAAUCAGCUCUUUGCAGGAAGUUGGUGCUUAA